Molecule: messenger RNA, 3768 nt
Organism: Mirounga angustirostris (Northern elephant seal)
Lineage: Eukaryota; Metazoa; Chordata; Mammalia; Carnivora; Phocidae
Gene: RADX
Product: RPA1 related single stranded DNA binding protein, X-linked
Exons: 14
Coding region: 100-2676 (858 amino acids)
Biological process (GO): regulation of DNA repair
Cellular component (GO): replication fork
Molecular function (GO): single-stranded DNA binding
Source: RefSeq, a predicted model, not a curated record
AGCUAGCGAUCGUCGCCCAAGCGCGCGGUUUCUUAGUCCUCAGCUUUGGACCGGGCAGCGUAGCUUUGAGGAGUGAAGAGAGUACGCAGUUACCCCACAAUGUCUGGUGAGUUAGGUCAGCCUCAGGCCGGCCCCUCACAUGCCGGGCUAGAUUUUCCGAAUCCUGAGAGAAAUCGGGCUGGGGUCCCGGGAGGGGUGAUCCGAAGGGCCGGUGCCCAUGGGCGCAGGUCCUGGAUCCAAAAGGUUCUUGAGCAGAUAACGGAUUCACCUCUGCAGUGGGUCACCCCGUCGGAGGUGGUGCCUGUCGCUGUGCUGGCCGUCCAGAGGUACCUGUUAGAGGAUGAGCCACGCGACACGAUACCCAAACCUCCCCUUUACUGCUAUGAUGUGACGAUCUCGGACGGGGUGUACCAGGAGAAGUGCUACCUGGACCCCAGCCUGAACUUUCUCGUAUAUAAAAAUAUUCUUAAAGUUGGCAUAGAAAUGAAAAUUUCCAGAGUCUCGUGUCUUUACAACGAGAAAAGAUUAGGCCAGGGGAUCCUGUGCAUAGAUAACGUCCACUGUGGGGAGACCCUGGAGGCUAUUUCUCUAGAAACUCCAUUCAGAAAUAGUGCGCACGAGGAGGUACCGGAGAGGCCUUUAAGAGGCGGGAAGAGUCAUUACCUGGCCCUGUGGAAUAACGAAGAUCCAUAUGGAGAUAUUUGGUUAACCAACAAGCAACCCGAGGAACACAAUUUUAACAAUACCAAAAUAAUUUCCCUAUCUCACCUUGAAAUGACCUGGGCUAACAGAAGGAAUUUUCCUGCAUUGCUUGUGAGAAUCUUACAUAAAUCGAAACUGCGAUACUAUGGAAAACCUGAUAAAAAGAUGAUUGAGCCGUACCAGACCUUUUUAGAAGUUGCUGACAGUUCAGGCACGGUGUCUGUGAUUAUGUGGAAUGCCCUGUGUCCUGAAUGGUAUAAAAGUUUGCGGGUUGGUUUAGUUCUUCUGCUUCAGGAUUAUUCUGUUAAAAAGAGUUACCCAUUCAGGAUGCAGCCUCUACCGGUGGAUCCACAGAUCAAACUAAUUUCUACAAUGGAAAUCUGCCUGAACCUUCGAGAUCCUCCAACUAACAUAAUUAUCAUUCCAGAAAAGCAGGUGAAACCUGAAUGGAGAUUGCCAAAAUUAAAUCACCGCUUUAUCACAAGGUCAGAACUGGAUGAUAUGCCAGAAAAUCACAUCUGUGAUGUUAUUGGCAUUUUAGUUUUUGUAGGAAGGGUCCAGCGGUCAAAAAAAAAAGAAAACCGUGAAGAUUUUUGGUCAUAUCGUUGGAUUCACAUCGCUGACGGGACUUCAGAACAGCCAUUUAUAGUGGAGUUGUUUUCUACAUCUCAGCCAGAAAUAUUUGAGAAUAUUUACCCAAUGACCUAUUUCGUGUGUACACAGUUGAAAGUUGUCAGGAAUGACACUCAAGUACCUAAACUGCUUUACCUAACCACUACAAAUGAGAGCCGAGUGUUUAUUACUGGUCAUAGAGGCCAGCCAUAUACCAACGACACCAAGGUAAAAAACUUUAUUCAUUGGAUUAAAACAAGGACCGAUUCUGAGGAAGUGAAGAAUACUGUUAUUGGUGGAUAUUACCCCUAUCCACCAGUGCCAGAGACAUUUUCAAAGUAUAGUAGUUCUGUCAAAGUUGAGUCGCUCUUGACAGCUAUAAGUGAAGUGAGGAAGGAGAUUGAAGACUUGCAGUAUAGGGAACAAAAGCGCAUUGCAAUUCAGGGAAUAAUUACGGUUAUAAAGUAUAUCCCCCAUGCCAGUGCAACUGAAAGUGCCUCAGCAUCAGAAACACUUCGGAAUGCUAACCGACCCUCAACAUCCCAAGCAGCUAGGAGAGAAAAUCAAAGUCAGGAAAGAGAUAAUAAUAAACGGCAUCAAGAUGAUGAUCCUAUGAGCUCUCAGUGUUUUCAAACUGCAUAUACAAGCUUGAGCCCUACCAAGAAAAAAAGAAUUCUGCAAGGGCCAUAUGCCAAACUGGUUCCCGUACCUCAGCCAGAAACUUCUGCACAGACAAAAGGAAAUAAACCAGACAUGCCAAGCAUUUUCCAACGUCGAGAAAGUGCAAGUACUAGUACCGCAGGGAAAGCCAGAAAAACUAUAAGCGAUAGGUGGGAAAGUCAGCUCUGGAGAGAGAAAAAGUUUGGCUUAAUAGAUCACCUGCAUUACAGCCAUGUUUAUCCUGAAAGUAUUCCACGGAAAUUUAUUUUCGAGCAGAGAAAGUUUCUUACUGAGCAGUUUAAUUCUCAGCCUGCAAAGUACAUACCACCAGAGGGAAGGCCCCCAAACCUUGAUGACUUUAAGAGUGCCCGGAGCCUUGGACAUUUUGAAGUAACCAUCCUAGGUCUGAACCAUGAGAUCGCAAUUGAUGUUGCAUUCCUGCCCAUGUAUUGUCCAGAAGAUCUCCGAACAUCUCAAAUCGACACAUUACUAACCUGCAUGAAUUACAGCUGUGUGUAUCCGCAGGAUGGACCUGGAAAUGACACACUGGCAGGUCCAAGAGCACUUGCAGGUGAUAUUAUAAAGGCUGUGAGUAAACUGGAUAGAGUGCAUAUCGUCGGUAUCUUGGAUAUCUGUAAUUUGGGUAACAAUAAAGUAGAAGUCUACCUGCACAGAAUUUAUAGCCCAACUAAUACUUCUUAAAAAUUGGCAAGUGAAACGAUUACAGGUUAUAAGGAGGGCACUGCUUUAAAGAUAUUCUGUCAUUUUGUUGGUAAUUUCAGCAACCGUUUUUCGGCAAGAAUAUUACAUACGCUCUAAAGUUAUUAAGUGGUUUUAUGUUCACCUUGUGUUUGAAGCUAACACACUUCAUUUUAAGUUCAUUACUGAAAAGUUCAUCGAAACAGUUUUUGUGUAUCAAGAAAAUCUACCUUACUUCUAUAUAUUAUCUUGUAAUAAUUUGUGUUCACUAUUCUAUUUGUGAAGUGCUUUUAUUCUCAAGCCUCAGCCGAAGGCAUCCUGACUUACAAGAGUAACUUCUCGUGAAUAUUUAACAUCCUUCCACUUUUAUUCACCUAUAGUGGGAAAUUCUGAAUUGCUAAUUUGAAGAUUAAAUUCUCCUAAAGUGGUCAACCUGCAUUUUUCAUGACUGUGGUGGUUACUGUCAUUUUCAAAAAGCACACAUGGAUUGUUACUGUCCAGUUGCCUUGGUCCUUAGUUUGGUCAGCUGUACAAUGAGUGUGUUAAAUUGUCUUAAGACUUUCCACUCUUUAUUGUGACUUCUUAUCCUUUGACUUUCUAAAUGUUUUGACCAGUGCGUGAACUUAAAAGCCAGAGAGGCUACAGUAGGUCUCUAUUUUUGCUGUAUUCAUUUGUAGUUUUGGUACAUGUAAUGUGAGUUUAAAUAGUGAAAUUUUAUCUCAUAUUAACAUUUUAAGUGUGCAUAUUGAAAAUAUAAAACAGAGACUAAGGGGAUUUUAUUCUGGUUAUCUGUUAUACUUCGUUUUAACUGUAAAUCGCCAUUCCACAUUUGCGAAGCCUUGUGGUUGACAAUUAUGUGGUUAGAUGACCAAAAUGACCAUCACGAGUUAAAAAGUAUUCAGUGUCAAGAUCAAUCUGAAUCUAGUUAAGCAAUUACCUUGUGGGUUUUCUUCUAGCCCUAUGGUUCUGUGACUUCAUACACUAUAUAUUUUAAAUGUUUGGGGCAGCUCAUGAAUCUAAAGACAGAUGCUGUACUUUGUUCAUAAAUGCAUUCAGCCUUUUGUUCCUUAUAAUUGUGUUUAAAUGUUAAUUAAA